Molecule: messenger RNA, 2289 nt
Organism: Astyanax mexicanus (Mexican tetra)
Lineage: Eukaryota; Metazoa; Chordata; Actinopteri; Characiformes; Acestrorhamphidae
Gene: pou2f3
Product: POU class 2 homeobox 3
Exons: 13
Coding region: 222-1412 (396 amino acids)
Biological process (GO): regulation of transcription by RNA polymerase II
Cellular component (GO): nucleus
Molecular function (GO): RNA polymerase II cis-regulatory region sequence-specific DNA binding; DNA-binding transcription factor activity, RNA polymerase II-specific
Source: RefSeq, a predicted model, not a curated record
UAGGACACACCGUAGGCCUUAUGCAAAUCACCUGUCUAUCAGCUCAUGUGGGAUCGUGAAAAAGGUGAAGAGUCGUCCACUAACCCACUUUGCCAAAUGUUUAAAGUUUCUCCUCAGCAUCUAGAGGACACAAUUUGCUAUUUUGCUUUGUGCAAGACCUUCGAGAAGAAGCAGAAGACAAGAUCAGGAUACUUUCACACUCUCCUGGUGAAGAUAUUAAGAUGAGCACAGAGGCUGUGGAGCAGAGGGAUCCUCCGCAUGAACACACAGAUAUCGAACAAAACGGAAUCGACUUCACUCGACAGAUAAAGACAGAGGACCUGAACGAUUCUCCUCACUCCAACUCAUCACAUAAGGCAUGCCACCUAACACAGGUGUCACCAGUGCCAACAGGGCAGCUGCCUGGGGAGCUGCCAUCACUACACCCCCUGCCCCAGCUGGUCCUCAUGUCUGGAUCACACCUCACCCCCUCUUCCUCCUUCCUGCUCUCCCAGGCUCAGCCCACACAUCAAGCACUGCUGCAGCCAAAUCUCCUGUCCCUACCCUCUCAAGCACAGUCAGGUCUCCUGCAACACCAGCCUGGACUGGCCCUUACUCCUCAGGCAAUGAGUCGAACAGGCUUGGCUGGGUCCUCAAUGGACGGACACUUGGACAUGUCCCACUUACAGGUGCCUAAGCAUGUAGGUCCCUCACAGCAGGACGAGCCCAGUGACCUGGAGGAGCUGGAACAAUUUGCAAAGUCCUUCAAACAGAGACGCAUCAAGCUGGGCUUCACACAGGGUGACGUGGGUCUGGCUAUGGGCAAGCUGUAUGGUAAUGACUUCAGUCAGACCACCAUCUCCCGAUUUGAGGCACUCAACCUCAGUUUUAAGAACAUGUGCAAGCUCAAACCCCUCCUGGAGAAGUGGCUGAGUGAUGCAGAAAACUCCCCUUCCGAUUCAAUGGCCAAUCCUGCAACUUUACCACCUCUCCUGGAGGGCUAUGGAAGGAAGAGAAAAAAGAGGACCAGUAUUGAGACCAACAUCAAAAUGACAUUGGAGAAACGCUUCUUAGAUAAUCCCAAACCAAAUUCCGAGGAGAUCACUUUGAUCUCGGAGCAGCUAUCAAUGGAAAAGGAAGUGGUGCGGGUCUGGUUCUGCAACCGGCGACAGAAGGAAAAGAGGAUCUACAGCCCAAUGUCCACUUCACCUAUAAAAACACAUAACUACAAUGCUAGGCUGCCUCCCAGGCCGUUCAGUCCUCUAGCUUCAGGAGGAGUGUCAAGCAGCUCUUCUCCCAACAGCCCAAGCCGCGGUUCUUCCCCCAACACCCUGUCUACUUCAUCCAGUCCUCUGACAUCGCAGGGCGUCAACCAAUCCUUCACUCCUACAGGAUCCUGGUAUCGCUGGAAUGGCACUGCGUAUCACCACUGAGUGGUCCAGGAUAGUUUUGGGAGCAAAGAAGAAAUAAAUGAAAAUGACAAUGUUUACAGUUUGCUUAGUGGGUGAGCACCCAUGCAGAAGAAUGUCUUCUGAUUCCCACACAGUCUCCACACUGCUGGAGUGUUGAAGUACAUAGUUCCACACUAAGAAGGGGAAAAGUUUAAUUUCACAACUGCAAGACAUUUCAUCCAACUGUCUCUACUUGGGUCAUGAUCUGGAAGACAAGAUAAGUGGGCCAAUAGAUACUUCCAGUUUCUACGGUGGCCAUCAUGGCGCCAUUCUAUGAUGCCUGGAGUCAUGUUUGUACGGUUUGAAGAUGCUGUUUACACAACCAUUCUCAUGUCUAAUCCCAGUUGGGACGUUUCAAUAUGAAGGUGUAUAUAUUUAGUUCAAAUUAAACAACGUGAAGACGUCCUUCCUGUACCUAGCCACAAUGUUUGAAUUUAAAUAUGCAGAUAAGUGUGCAGUCAUCGCUGACAUAAUUUUGUAGCACUUGUUACCAAGGAGUCAGGUUUUGUUACAGGUUCAGAUUAUAAUCUUAAUCCAUUUCAUAUUUUCUAAGUGCUUGCUUUCUACAUGGAUUUUUUUUCUGUAUAUGUUUUUGAAGAAAGAAGUAGUGGAAAAUGAUGUUUGAAGUUUUUCUAACUUUUCCAUUUCAAUCGGGCUAAAGCAUUUGAAGUUCAAUAAUGUUCACGCUUUGCCUUCAUGACUUGUUUACCUACUAAUACUUUUGUUUUUUGCUUAUUCGUUUGUGUUUGUAAGGAAUGCUUUUUGAUUGGAACUGCAGUAACCACAUUGUAUAUUUCAGAGUUGAAAUUGAUGUUAUGAUUCACUGUUUAACACUUAUUAAACAGAUUAAUCAUUUAAA